AUGUCUUUGAGAGCUAAGUAUAAUUUUCAGGUCAAGAAACGGACCACAAACAGUUUAAACUCCGAAAAUUGUGAUCCUGGCGUAAAAAUUGUUAAUGUGAAACGUAAACUGUUUCAACCAAAUGCAUCCCCAAAGAAGUUGAAAAACUGCGCGGGAAACGAAAAUAUCCCAUUGAAAAAGUGUCAUUUAAACUUAACAAAGCAUGAUGUAUCUUCUUUUGUUCAAGCAAAACAAGCGUUUCAUACUGGAUUACCAUCAAGACUUGUUGGCCGAGACGAAGAAAUGAUCAAAAUUCGCAGCUUCAUCUGUGAACAUCUAGAACAGCGUACUUCAGGCAGCAUGUAUAUAUCCGGAGCUCCUGGAACAGGAAAAACAAGUAGUUUGAUGUCUAUUAUGCAAAGCAUAGAACAGAAAUUCAAAUUCGCCUUUGUAAACUGCAUGACUGUUAACAGUGCUUCUGACAUAUACAAGAACAUUGCUGAAGCGUUUAAGGUCCCAUCAAAAACCAAGAAUCUUCCUAAGUCACUACAGGAACUGAUUACUUCUUCUGGCUCAAUGCAUGUUCUUGUUUUGGAUGAAAUUGAUCAUUUAGACAGCAAAGGACAAGAAAUUCUAUACAAUCUCUUUGAAUGGCCACAAAUAUGUCGGUCGACUUUGAUCCUCAUCGGCAUUGCCAAUGCCUUAGAUCUUACGGAUAGAGUUUUGCCAAGGCUUCAUGCUUUCCAUUGCCAACCCUACCUAAUUCACUUUCAGCCAUAUACGAAAGAUCAGAUUGUCUCUGUGUUAGAAGACAGGCUCAGUGAAUUACAAAACGAAGGAGGACCCAUAAUCCAGCCUAUAGCCAUCCAACUCUGCGCUAGGAAGAUAGCUGCUUGUACUGGAGAUAUCCGCAAAGCUCUCGACAUUUGCCGCAGGGCGAUCGAACUGGUGGAAAGCAAGUUGAAGAAGCAGAUGGUAUUGAAUCCUAUAUCCGACGAUCGGAGCAACCCCGGGAGUCCAAUGAAAAGUUCAAGACCACCUGUUCAGAGUGUUGAUGUGGGAGACAUCAGUUCCGUGCUCAAUGAAGUUUACGGAUCGAAAUUGCAGAAAGUCAACGACCUCAAGAAUACUUCUCAGACUGUCACAAUGCCCUUGCAACACAUGCUCUUGAUCUGCACAGUGAUACUGAUGAAAAAACACUGCAAGGUACAAGACAUGACUCUCGGUAAAGUCUACAGCAUCUACAAGCGUAUCUGCAAAAAGAGAGACAUAGCCGAGGUUAGCGAAUGUUCCUUUCCUGGACUGUGCAAGAUGGUGGAAUCGAGAGGAUUCAUUGAAGUGAAGUCUGCUAAAAUUCCCAGAAUGUCUAAGAUUAUUCUAAGGUUUGAAGAAAAUGAAGCAGAGGAUGUUAUACAUGACAAAGCCAUGCUGCCUUCCAUUCUGGCUGAUCGUUCAGUUCUCCACAGUUGA
This is a messenger RNA of Uloborus diversus, 1449 nucleotides long. RefSeq names its product cell division control protein 6 homolog (gene Cdc6). The coding region runs from base 1 to 1449 and encodes 482 amino acids. The transcript has a single exon. NCBI's taxonomy places the organism in Eukaryota, Metazoa, Arthropoda, Arachnida, Araneae, Uloboridae. The record is from RefSeq and is a predicted model, not a curated record. Gene Ontology annotation, molecular function: DNA replication origin binding; ATP hydrolysis activity. Gene Ontology annotation, cellular component: nucleus. Gene Ontology annotation, biological process: mitotic DNA replication checkpoint signaling; cell division; DNA replication initiation.